Messenger RNA from Dothidotthia symphoricarpi CBS 119687, 2690 nucleotides. Its product is annotated as pali-domain-containing protein. Lineage: Eukaryota; Fungi; Ascomycota; Dothideomycetes; Pleosporales; Dothidotthiaceae. Gene Ontology annotation, cellular component: cell division site; growing cell tip; plasma membrane. The transcript is spliced from 3 exons. The coding region runs from base 310 to 2547 and encodes 745 amino acids. The record is from RefSeq and is a predicted model, not a curated record.
UCGCUCCUUCAACGGCCAGCUUCCCCGCCCGCCAUAGCGACCGGUCGACACGACAACUGUGCGUCUUCCCCACAGACGGCAGCGCGAGAGACAUUGCACACUUGGUCACGGCCCCAAUGCUACCGCGAGCAUCGCCAGUCUCACUCGUUUCAUAGCUGGCGCACUGCGCGUACUGUGUAGAGCCCCUGCCCGUCCCCAAACACACGUGAAUCCCUGUUUGCGCGAACCCACGGCGCAAGGCACUCGACACUCGCUCACCCCCAACGAGUCUCGCGAGCUGGUCUCUGGCAGACGCGCCUAUUCUUCGCCAUGAUGCUCCGCCCGGCCACGCCCCUAUCGAUCCUAUUCUUCGUUGCUUUUUGUCUGCUGCUGCUGUCGACGCUCUCGACGCCCAUCAUCAAGGGCAUCCCCAUUGCUACCUACCGCGGCAUCAACUUUGGUGUGCUGGGCUACUGCGAGAAUGACAGUUGCACGGGGCCCACGAUCGGCUACGACACGGAAACACUCUUUGCAGACAACCCUGAUACAGACUUCUCGCUACCCGCUGCCACUCGCCAUGCGCUGUCGUCCAUCCUCAUUGUCCACCCUGUCGCGGCCCUGAUGACGCUGAUAUGCUUUGGCCUCGCCGUCGCCGCCCACUUUCACUCACCUGCCCAUUCACCGCGAUACCUCCUUGCGCUGCUCAUCUUCACCUUUCCCACGCUGCUGGUCUCGCUGCUCGCGUUCCUCGUCGACAUCCUGUUGUUUGUUCCGCAUGUGGCCUGGGGAGGAUGGAUUGUCUUGGCAGCCACCAUUCUUAUCGUUGCGAGCUGGAUAGUGACGUGCGCCAUGAGGCGGACUCUGGUCAGUCGCAAGGCGAGGAAGAGGCGCAUUGCUGAACACGACGGGAUGAACGGCCAGGAUUACUACACAAACCGCGCCAAUACCACAAACGUGGCGACGGACUUUCCAAAGGCAGAAUCGCCGCCACCAUUCGCUGGCGACCAUGCCAUGUCUGGAUCGAGUACAAAUGACUAUGCGUCUUUUGAGCUCCAGAAGCAGUCGUCGCCGCAGUCACACGAGGACAUGACACCGCUCAACCAGCGAAAUCCUUCGCUCAAGACAAACAGCAGUAACGGAAGAGAUGGAUCGGACGUCCUGGGUCCUACUCGUGGUCCUUUGGGUCGUGGACGUCAACCUGUCGAUCAGUACGGCAACACCAUUCCACCCAUGCCAAAUGACACCUACAUGAUGCAAGCUCCCCCGCGAGGUGGAGGCAGAGGAGGCAUGUACCGAGGAAGAGGAGGUCCCCCGCCACGAGGAGGUCCCAACGGUGGUCCCAGAGGAGGAUAUGGGCCAGGGCCAGGACCAAGGGGAGGCAUGCGUGGUCCGCCGCCUCCAGGAUGGAACGGCAACGGACGGGGUAUGCGCCCUGGUCCAGGUGGGCCAGGUGGGCCAAUGCCAGGUGGGCCAGGCCCUAUGGGUCGAGGAGCUCCUCCACCCGGAUACAACAACAACUUCUACGGUCAAGGACCACCGCCGCCACGUGACGUUUCACCCUAUGAUGCCCGUGGAACAUCACCUGGACCUAUGCAACCUCAUGCGGCGAUUGGGCAAGCCAUUGAGAUGGACGCUCGCAACGGCACACCCCCGGCGAACCAGCAGACUUUCGGAUUGAGGGAGAGCGAUGGCGACGUGCAAGGCAUGUUGGCACUCCAGCAGGGCGGCUUCCCGGCUCACUCGCCUCAACGCCGAUUGUCUGAACUAGCGAGCCCAACCAGCUCGUAUUCACAAGAAGAGCAGCAACAGUCGCAACAAUACGCCCCGCCACGUUCCAACUGGGAUCCAACUCAAAACAACACAUCCGACCCGACCCUGAUGAGCAGCAGUGGCAACCAUAGCGGCGGGCUAUCCCCAAUCCAAGACUCUCCUAUCGAGCUCCCCAACCAACAAUCGCAUACGGGCGUGCCGCUACCCCACAUCAGCGAGCGCACCUCCGACUACUACGAAGAUGUAGACCCUAAAUUUGCCGAGCCCGCGCGCAACAACCCUCAACCACGCGUGCCCUCCUUGCUUGUGCCAGGCAACUACCAAUCCCAAAAUCAACAACAUGGUUUCCUCUCCGCCCCCCGCCACUCCAAUCACUCUCCACACAACAAUAGUGAUCCCAACCUCCCCCGCUCAUCCUCCUACGACGACCUCCCCGAAGCCUCAGGCUCAGGCUCGCGCUCCCCCGCUGUCUCGGAAGCCAGCCACUACACCUCCGUGUCCCAGCGCCCUGUUAACCCGGCCUGGAGACCGGACAUGGGUGGGCCACCAGGCCAGUUUGGACCGUAUGGUGGCGGAGGCGGUGGGCGUGGACGGCCCAUGAGGCAGGAAGACGUUAUCUUCUCUGCGAAUGCGGCAAAUCCCGAUUUUGCGAUUCCAGGAAUGGGUAGAGGGCGAGGCAGAGGAAGGGGACGAGGCGGCAGAGGCGGUGGUAUGAAUCAAGCGCCGCCGGCGAACACAAUGGGUCCUGGUGCCGCAUUGGGAACGCAAGGAAGGUAUCCUGGUGCUAGUGCCAUGUAGGGUUGGCCUAGCAUUAUAGGGUGCACAUAAGACGUUUGCGAAAGAGGGGUAGGUGUAUGUGAACAGUUCCCGCUUCUUUCGUCGUGGAUCUAUCGGUAUGUCCCGGGUGAUCUUCUUCCUCUUUUGCUCCUUUCAAUAUUCCG